Molecule: messenger RNA, 2326 nt
Organism: Girardinichthys multiradiatus
Lineage: Eukaryota; Metazoa; Chordata; Actinopteri; Cyprinodontiformes; Goodeidae
Gene: lcp2a
Product: lymphocyte cytosolic protein 2a
Exons: 22
Coding region: 470-1978 (502 amino acids)
Biological process (GO): cell surface receptor protein tyrosine kinase signaling pathway; intracellular signal transduction
Molecular function (GO): protein binding
Source: RefSeq, a predicted model, not a curated record
AAGUUGCAACAAGUGGGUGCAGCUGCAGCUGUGUUGCUUUGUGGUCACACAGGGGAAGGAGGAAGAUGCUGCUUCAACCCCCCUGGUGCAAACUCACUUCCUCAAAGAGGAAGGGAGGGGAGAGAAGAGAGGCAGAGAGAAAGAAGGAAGCCAUCUUGAGUCUUUUGUGACAUGUCUGCCUUCUUUAUGCCAUCUUCUCGCUGGUGUCUUCAGAGGAGGCCUGUGGACUGAGAGACGAGGAAGAAGAGAAGAGAGUGGUUGGAGAGAAUCAAACUGUGGAGGACUGGCUUCCAGCAGAGGAACAGCGGACUGAAGAACUGAGCAUAAAAACCAGAGAGAUCCUUGGGGUUUAAUCCUGUGACCCUCAGAUGUUGGUCUCCAGUCAGUAGGCCGUGAAAGUGUUGGCUUUGACAUCAGCUGGACAGAAGUUGUGUCUUUGAGGGUCGAGGAGACGUAAGGUGGACGCAGGAUGAGUUUGGUGCCCUACAUGUCAGAUGUGAUGGUGUGGAACCCACAGCAGCUGGCAGACUAUCUGAAGCGGAUGAACCUCCCCGGCUGUGAUAAAGUUGUGCUGAAGAACUCCAUCAACGGCUCCAGAUUUGUGAAUCUGACAGAUAACGACCUCCAGAAAUUCCCAAAGCUUCACGCUCCGAUGAUCUCUAAGCUCAGCAGUGAAAUCCACAAGAAUGUGAAGAAAAGAGGCCUCUUUGUUAAAAAACCCCCUCCCAAAUACAACGAACCAGCAGAGAUGAACGCUGAUGGAGGAUGGGGUGAAGACGAGUUUGAUGAUGAAGAGUUUGAUGAUGACUACGAGAGUCCGUACAGCGAUGAUGAAGACGACAGAGACUACGAGUCCCCGAACGAGGAACAGGACCCGGGUAACGACUACGAGCCUCCUCCUUCUGAACCUGCAGAGGACCUGACUCACAAACUGUGCCCCUCUCAGCCUAUUGGGGACGGUGAUUACAUCGAUAGGAGGGACAACAACAUGUCAACCAGAGACCCGCCCCCUGCCCUGUGUCCCCGCCCCCCCAACUCAACUCUCUCUGCACCCACGGGCCGGAUGCCUGGAGAAUCACUGUCCAGAAGAGACCCAUCCCCCCAUGGAGCUGGACGACCACCAGGAAACUUUCCCUCAGGGCCACCGAAGGUGUGUCGCGACAGCAAACCUGGCCGUGAUUCGAGAAACACCAGCUCCCCCGUCAGAGGACCUCAGUACAACUCCGCAGACAGACCUGGUGCACAAUCCUGGAGGCCCAAGCAGGAUGCCUCUGAUCCCCCCAGGUCCAAACCUCCUGGUCUUCCUCCAUUCUCCUCCUCAGUGAACAGGAGCAACUCUUCUGCCAGAGGAGCACCACCCAGCAGGUUUGAUGGACACAGAGAGCAAACACAAGAUGUUCCUAAACACAAUACGUUCCCUCUUCAUAAAAGUCUGCCGCCCCGCCCUGGGAUCCCCGGACCUGUUCCACAGCAGGCCAGCUGCAGUUUGCCCCCCAGCAUUCCUUCUUCAGCCUCUCUGCCUCACAAACUUCAGUCUGCCAUAGCAGAACACAGAGGCAGCAUGGUGGGGUCCAGUCGUCCUCCUGCAGCUGCUGCCACUGGGGUUCUGGACCCUCAGUGGUAUGUUGGUAAAGUGACCCGCGGUCAGGCUGAAGGAUGUCUGAAACAGGUCGACAAGGACGGGGCGUACCUGGUAAGGGACAGCACCCGGCAGCAGGCCAACCAGCCCUUCACUCUGAUGGUCUUCUACCAGGACAAAGUCUACAACAUCCAGAUUAGGCAGCAGAACCAGCAGUUCCAACUGGGAACUGGACUCAAAGCCCAGGAGUUUUUCCCAUCAGUCAGUGACAUCAUCAGCCAUUACUCCCAGUCCCCUCUGGUCCUGAUUGAUGCUAAAAACAGGAGCUCCAGCCAACAGAACCAGUGUCUGCUGUCGGACCCGGCUGCAUACUAUAUGACGGGACAGAACUGGUCCUGACAGACUGAACCAGACCUAACCCACAGGGAGAAUAUAGAUGAAUGUUUACUUCAAACGUCAGACGAGUAGAAAAUGUUCCAUCUUUGCACAUGCUGCUUUCUUUUGUUUGUUCUUUCUUUUAUUUUCUAGUUUUUAAGGAAUAUUGUUUCUGAAAUAUUUGAAUGUUUUGUUGACAGUUCGUGUUGGAUCUCUCUCAUAUGGACCCAACAAAGAAACUAUAAGUUUAAAACUACAGCAGAGUUUUAUGUUCCUCAUACCUCCCAACCUUUAAUUCAGCUUCUCUUUAUUUCAGUGUAAAUCUGUCAGUUUGCCGCUCAGCUGAUCUCAUUAAAACAUCAGGAAACAUCA